Messenger RNA from Nematostella vectensis (starlet sea anemone), 3373 nucleotides. RefSeq lists its product as uncharacterized. NCBI's taxonomy places the organism in Eukaryota, Metazoa, Cnidaria, Anthozoa, Actiniaria, Edwardsiidae. The record is from RefSeq and is a predicted model, not a curated record. Bases 746 to 2830 code for a protein of 694 amino acids. The transcript has 18 exons.
UCUAUAUAAUAGUUUAACUUUUAAAUUACAGUAUUUCCUUGGAGACAAGGGAGAAUGUCAAAGGAGUGUAAUAAAUAAGGGCGCAGUAGCGAGAUGUUCAGAUGUCAAGGACAUUUGGGACAUUUUUUCCUGUGAGAUUCACGCACGGGUAGCCACAUUCGCCGAUCUCGAGCCAUAGAAUAACAUCGUAUGUGACUUAUCUGUGAUUGGAACGUAUCUUUCUCACGCGCGAUGAGCGCACUUUGCGAAAUUUGCUUCUGCAAAUCUACAUCGUGCUGCGUUAGUAUCGUGAAUAGCUCAAUGUUUGUUGCAGCAUUUGUCUGUUGUGCACCGUUCAUCGCGCGAUAAGAAUAAAAAAAGUUGACCUGAUAUCAGGCAAAUGUUCUUUUAGCGCUGCGUAAAAACACGAACGGUUUCGUAAACAUGUCAUGGACGUUGUUUUUUAGCUUAACAGAGAUUCCCUGGACAUCUCGCUAGUUCUACCGGGCUAUGAUCGGCAAACAGUCAAAGCAAUAUCAUUAGAUAGUCCAUUUUGUGCGUAUAAGGUUUUCAUCAAAGAGUCAAUAAUAUGUUAUAGAUCCCGCCCCGCUUUGACAGCAAUGUCUAUGGUGUCAAGUAGAGAAAGUAGCUAAAUUGCUUGGUAUCCAAGUCUUCUUGUUUAGCUCUUUCCAAUACGCUGUGAAGGGCAAAGUGGGGAUUGCAACUUUAAGUCCUGUUUGAAGGCUACAAGCUUAUCAAGGUGAACAUGAAGUCCCUCGUCACGUGCGUGCUUUUAGUGACUGCCUUCUGCGGGAUGGCGCUCUGCCAAAAUCAAGGACACGCCAGAACCAAAAGAGCCCAACCCAUCGAACACAAUGUGUACACAUUGGACCAUUUUAUUGAGCUCGUGGAGAAGAUUGAACGUCACAAGAAGACCAGCCUGCAAGGGCUGAUGGGAAUCGCUCAGAUGAUCCGUAAUAUGGCGGGCUACGUUGACGACUUAUGGGAGAUACUGCUCGGUACAUCAACCCCACUUCCGGUUGGAGUCCUAACUACAGAGGAAAGAAACGCCUUGGUGAAGAUGACGAAACACCAGUUUAACGGGCUAGUUGAGGAGGGUGUUGUGCGCAUAGGUAAUGACACUAUUGCUAUGGGUCCCGUCAUCCUCGGGAUAAUUGCGGGUAUCUCCCGUAAGUCACGCGUGUACCUCGAUACGUGGAGCUCGGACGCCGAAGAUCCAGUUGAUAACUUGUUCACUUCGACAAUCGCAGGCGACCUUGCGAGGACCGGUCUACGGAAGGCUAAUGACGCUAGCAGAGCACUUUUCGGCCCCGGGGGCACUUGGGACUCGCUCACGUGCUCGUCCACCUACACGGUGACAACCUCUCAGAUAUCCGAUGCAAGCGACGCCCUGUUGCUAGGAGACGUGGAUGGAUUCCUGCUGGGUUACGGGGUGUCAAAAUGGGCGAAGAAAGGCGUCCGUCUUGGGCAGCUCUUGAGGAUGUAUUACAGCAAUGGGGUGUGCUAUGACGAGACUUUCCAGGCGUGCAACCGGUACACCAAGCUUAAGUCCAUCUUGAGCGAGUCGCAGAUCUCCCAUCAGACGGCGACGUUCAGCUACGCGUUCUACUACAAGAACCAAUCCAGUCUUCCGAAAGUUGGGAAGGGACAGAUCAACAACAUCGCUAAGGAAACCGCGAAGAAAUUUUUUCCUCAACUUGAGACAAUUCACAAGAAUAAAGACUGCACUCAAUUCACCGGCCAAGACUGUGAGUUGCCAGCCAACCUGGUUUUCGUGAUGGAUGAGUCGGGAAGUAUCAACAGACACAACUACGAGAAGGAAAAAACAUUUGUCACGAAAGUAAUCGAUGCAUUCGAUAUAUCUCCGUACCAGACUCGGGUUGCCGUCGUGACGUUUUCCACUGACCCGAGGCUAGAAGUGAAACUUUCCGAUUACGACUCCAAGUCAAGACUGCAGUGUUCGGUCAGCAGACUCCUGUAUAGACAGGGUAGCACCCAUACUGCAAAGGCGAUCAACAUGGCGAAUGAUGAGAUCUUGGGUCCGGCUCAAGGCGCAGCAGCUACUGAGGGGGGUGCCCAGAGGAGCGUUGUGCCAAUCAUGGUCCUACUGACAGACGGCAAGUCCAACGACCAGGGACAAAACGCUCUUAAAAACGCUGUAAAGAGAAUCAACAACGAUAUCUCAGGUCUGAUCUCACUGGCAGUCGGAGUGGGCUCGAACAUCGAAAAGUCCGAGCUACAAUUGAUCGCCAGCGACCCUGACGUCAAGCACGUGUUCUACGCCGACGACUUUGAUCAGCUCAUCAGGCUUGUCAAGUCUAUUCAGAAGACAACCUGCGACUCCCCGUUGGAGAUGGAGCUUGAUUUCCGUCCCGGUGCAAACCACACGGUCAUCUCCGCCUUCGUGUCCCCCAAGAGACCGCGAUACUUCGUGCUGCCUUCAUCCUGGUUCUACGGGAUUCCUGACAUCGUCAUUGACGUCACGCCAGUGUACGGGACUGUCGCCAUCUAUGCGUCACGCAAAGAUCCAACACCAGGACCGGACAGCUACCUCUACAAAAUCGACCCGCUCAGUGUAGGCGAGACAAUGAAAUUGAGAGUUUCUGACCCUUGUCACGGGUAUAACCGGACUGAUUGUCCGCCAAUCUACCUGGCGGUCUAUGGAGGCGACGCGGAGUUCAACUGCGCAGAGGAAUCGUGCAUUGUCCCGAGUCAGAUCAAGUUUAGAAUUAACCAAGGUGUGUGGUCAAGCUCAAGUCUCGUGACACCGCUUGGGUUGUUCAGCUAUCUGCUGGCAGCGAUGAUAGUGGCUCUCAAACACCUUACAUAACAAGGAAACGAGGGCAAACACCUUACAUAACAAGGAAACGAGGGCGAACACCUUACAUAACAAGGAAACGAGGGCAAACACCUUACAUAACAAGGAAACGAGGGCAAACACCUUACAUAACAAGGAAACGAGGGCGAACACCUUACAUAACAAGGAAACGAGGGCAUUUCCUGGAGGCUAUGGAGACAUCUGGUGUAUAUAUUACUAGCUUUUAUACUAUAAAUUAUCAUUUUUUAGCUACCUAUAUGUUUUUCUGUUGUCGUGAUCGAGUAUAUAUCUACCAUUAACCAACGCCUACCAGUCCCAAGUAGUGGGUCAUUUCUUAUUGAAGAAUAAGAUACCCAAUCCACACCCCCCCCCCCACCUCUCUCGACAAAUCCUGUCCGUAUACGCGCCUACCUACAUCCAUCCUAAUAUACCUUUCAUUCAUUAUGUUAUACAAUCUGAUUUGGCCACCUCCCGAGUCUUCAAAUAUAUAUUUGUUAUUAAGGCAUUAUUGUCAACUACAAGUCCAAGUCGAAAAUAAAGAUUAUUUUAGCGAUC